CCCAUAAUCCCUCUGACUCGCCACGUCAUAAGUCGUCGCCGCCGCUCGUCUGUUUCCCUCUUCUUUCUUUCAUUCUUUUUCUUUCUUUCUUAUCUUCGUGUGUUUUUGCUCCAGUCCGGGUCGGUUCUACGGAAAUGGGUCCAGUUGAGCUGCUCCACAUGUCCGUUUUCUCUCAGAGUUUCUCUCCGUGUGGUCGUUUUCUGGCUGCUGGUAAUAACUACGGACAGAUCGCCCUCUUCAGUCUUUCUGCUGCUCUGAGUCCAGACGCCUCCGCUUUGAACCAGAAACCCGUCCUGACGUUCACAGCUCAUGAGGGUCCGGUCUUCUGUCUCCUGUCCACUGACGUCCACCUGCUCAGUUCAGGAAAUGGAGAAAUCAGCGCCUGGAGCUGGAGCGAACUCAUCAAAAAGAACGUCAAACCGGUCUGGACCAGGAGGCCCAACUACAGAUCCAGUUUGGAGAUCCCAGAGAUCAAUGCCAUGACCCUGAACCCCAGAGACGACACUCUGAUCGUUGGGGGCGGAGACAACAAUGUCCACAUCCUGGAUCUGGAACAAGGUGUCUUCAAGGCGGUCCUCCAGGGUCACACAGACUACAUCCACUGUCUGAGUGUCAGAGAGCGGGACAACGAGAUCCUGUCGGGAGGUGAAGACGGCGCCGUCCGAGUCUGGGACACCAGGACCGGACGCUCCGCCCACUGCAUCGAAGUCUACAAAUAUGAGAUGUGCGCUCGGCCUCAGUUUGGGAAGUGGAUCAGUUGUGUCACCACGGACUCAGACUGGAUGCUGUGCGGCGGAGGCCCCGCCCUCUCCCUGUGGCAUCUGCGUUCUUUGUCUCCGACGUCCGUCUUCCCUCUGACUGGAUGCCAGAGACAGGCUGUCUUCUACCAGGACAUGAUCCUGGCGGUGGGGGACGGUCCUGUGGUGUCUCAUUGUCUUCUUGGGGGGGACGUCCGAGCCCAGAUCCCCUGUUCAUCCCAGAGCCUCAACACACUGCAGAGCAACAGCAGUAGCACCGAGUACCGGGUUCUGACCGUUGGGGGAAGCAGUGCCCACAUCGACGUCUUCACCAACCCGUCCUAUCGGGCCUUUUCUCUUCGGUUCUGAAGUGUCAGCACGUCUUCACAAUAAAGUUCUUUUGUUUCAAAGGUU
Messenger RNA from Sphaeramia orbicularis (orbiculate cardinalfish), 1151 nucleotides. RefSeq names its product THO complex 6 (gene thoc6). NCBI's taxonomy places the organism in Eukaryota, Metazoa, Chordata, Actinopteri, Kurtiformes, Apogonidae. The transcript has 13 exons. Gene Ontology annotation, cellular component: transcription export complex; THO complex. The record is from RefSeq and is a predicted model, not a curated record. Gene Ontology annotation, biological process: mRNA export from nucleus. Bases 135 to 1106 code for a protein of 323 amino acids. Gene Ontology annotation, molecular function: protein binding.